AUGCAUCUGUGGAAUUAUACCAGACAAUUGGAUGCCGCGAAGCGCAUGAUUUAUCUAGCUUCUCCAAGGGGCGGAUCGAUCAUUACUGGUAUGCACUUAGGAAGCCACAAUGCAAAGCUAUGGACAGAUCUACUGCCCGAAUUUAAAACCAUGUUUCUUCACAACAAGGAAACCUUAUCGAAGCUAUGGACGCAAGCUAGUACUGGCACUGGGACACGCUGGAAGUUUGAAUGUGCUAUAGAGGAAGAUGAGAAUUCCAAAUUCCUCGGUUCGGAUGGCUGUCGGUUGCGAUGGGCUCAAUAG
Messenger RNA from Penicillium angulare, 303 nucleotides. RefSeq lists its product as uncharacterized. The transcript is spliced from 2 exons. Bases 1 to 303 code for a protein of 100 amino acids. Lineage: Eukaryota; Fungi; Ascomycota; Eurotiomycetes; Eurotiales; Aspergillaceae. The record is from RefSeq and is a predicted model, not a curated record.